CUUUCUUUCUCUUUUUCCUAUUGCAAAAUCAUGAGUGAGGCAAGUACUUUGCGUAAACGUGCUCAAGGUUCCGAUGCUUCGCCGGAAGCCAAAGAGUCGCCUGAUCAGGUGCCUUCAGAGGAACUCGAUAAUUAUUCAUACGAAAUCACGGCACAGCAGCGAAAUGAGGUGACCAAGCGAAUUGAAACCGAGAUCCUAGAUAUUUUACAAUGGAAACGACCUCUACGUUCGGCGGCCAUCUUGAUAUCGAGUGUCGGAUUUCUGUUCUUAACCCGAACUUUCUCGGUACUGCGCAUGUUGACAGCAGCCUUGACAGUGAUUACGGCUGUCAACCUUGUCUAUGUGACAUGUUUUAUGGAAACUCAAAAAGUGUUUAGUGACAAGGAAACAGUUUCCCAUCCCUACGGUGGGCUUUUGGGUCAGCGACUGUUGAGUGGUUUUGACCGCAAGAAUAUCGUGCACGUCAGUACCAUUGCUGUUGAAUUGGCCGAAACCAUUGUUCGUGGUAUUACAAGAAUCGUGCUCGUGGAAGAUACCAUGUCCACCGUAAAGUGGUUGGUAAUUUUCUAUUGGACGUGGUGUUUAGCGGUCAAUGUGUCGAGUCGUAUCAUUGCUAUUAUCUUUAUUGUGUCAGCGUUCAUCUUUCCUCGUCUGUACAUCACCAACAAAGACCUGGUGGAAGCGCGAAUUCAGCAAGGUGAAACUCUGAUACGCGAAUCUGUCCACAGAACCCAGGCCGCGGCCACGGAAACCAUGAAUGAAGCUUAUGCCAAAGCCAAAGCUUACGUCGGUAAAGGAGACCAAAAGGAACAUGCCACGGCCGCCCGAUAAAAACGGCCUUUUUUGUUCCUUAUGCUUUCCAGGUUCUUGUCCACAUGCGUUCAUCAUUGAGAUUGAAAACUUGUGUCACCGUGGCAAAAAAAUCAGAACAGGUUCAUUAGGAAUGUGUCAGUUUGCUUCCUUUGUAAUAAAAAAAGAAAAACAAAAGUGAGGCUGACAUCCAAUAGCC
This is a messenger RNA of Radiomyces spectabilis, 1009 nucleotides long. RefSeq lists its product as uncharacterized. The transcript has 4 exons. NCBI's taxonomy places the organism in Eukaryota, Fungi, Mucoromycota, Mucoromycetes, Mucorales, Radiomycetaceae. Bases 31 to 831 code for a protein of 266 amino acids. The record is from RefSeq and is a predicted model, not a curated record.